UGAAAUAAAGAGAGAAAUUGAAGAAUGAAUAAAAAGAAAGUAAGAUGAAAAGUAGGAUGGGAAAUCUUUUCUUUCCCAGUCAUCAAAAAUUAAAAUCUCAAGUAAUGAGACUCAACACUUAUAGAAAUAUAUUUUCAAUUCCAGCGAGGUUACUUGAUGAAAAUUAGGCUUUAUCAAAUUAUUAAAUGCAUGUGUACACUAGAUUGGACAACCUAUAUUAAUUUAUGUGGAUUCGAUCCAUUGCUGUGAGGUUAUCGCAGCAACUUCAUCCAUCGGAUGUUAUAUUGUUAUGGCAUGUAAAAAGUGAGUUGCCAGAUUUUGAAGAUCUUCUUGGAGAAGCAUUGCAUCUGGGUCAAUCAUAAUUGGAUAAUCAGAUGUCUGCAAACUUUCAAAUCUAACAAUGUCGAGCUUAUUUUGGAACCAUUACAUUGCUGCAAAGGAAAAAAACUGCACAAUCUUGUCGAGAUUUUCGGCUAUGCCAUGCACAGUCCUCCAUUUGAUAACAAUAUUCUGUAGUGCUUGGGUAUGGCAGAGAUCAAGAUGCUCUCCCUCUAUCUCUCUUUCUUUCUCUCUAAGAGAGAGAGAGAAAGAGAGAGAGACUGGGAACAGAGGAGACCUACAGGGGAGGCCGAGGGUAAAUAUAAUCGAGAUAGGGACCUGAGGGGCGACUUUUUCCUCACAGGUGCAUAUAUGUAACAAGUGGCCAGUGAAAUGGGAGUGGUGUGUAUAACUGUGAUAUUUAAAAGACAGUGGGAUCGGUCCAUGGAUAGGAAAGGUUUGGUGUGGUAUGGUCAACGUGUGGGUAAGUUGGUCUAGCCCAGUUAGGCAACCUGGCUGGCUUACACAUGUUGGUCCGAAGUUCCAGUUCCCAUGCUGUAUAGCUAUGAAUCUGGGACUUGCUGGGAACAGGUUAUUUGAGGGAAGAGAUGUGAGUUGACAGGAGGAGAAUCAAGAAAAAUGUAUGUUUGGAGGUCUGGAAUUCAUUGCCUGAUAGGGUAGAUGAGACUGAAAUGAUCAACGCAUUGAAAACGUAUGCGGGUGCGCAUAUGAAGCGCUAUCGUCUGCAGGGCUCAGCAACAGUUCAGGAAAACUUCUUGGCUGCAAACGACCUUCUUCUGUGCCAUCUAUGCCAUUGAUUCUUAAGACGGCAGCACUGGAUUUAGAACUCCGCAUUUGAACAUGGAACCUGGAAAAGUGUGAAUUUCCUUAAAUGCCCUGGUUCCGGUCUCUUUUGCUUCCAGUAGGAGUUUAAUUUCUACUUCUGGGAGUCGCCUUCAUCACCAUCCCCAAAAUGUACUCUAUUCUGAGAAUUAAUUUCAAUUCUCGACAGUUUGGGGACAGGUCGUGACUUAAAUCAAAUCGACCCAUGAAACAACUGCAGUCUGUUGCCUGCAUCUGCUGCUAUUUGCUGAGCAAUGUUUUCAUUAUUAAAAAAUAAACUGUUUAGUCAUUUAGCCUAGAACAGUACCUGCUGACUAAAUACGCUGCAAUAUCGUUGAAUAAAUGUGUUUAGUUCUCCCGCAUUUUUCUUUUGAUGGGGAUUGAUAUAAAACACUCCUAAUCGUCGAUAUUUCCUGCAAGUUGUAGACGUAAGGUUUAUUCAUGCCCCGGUCAUACGUGACAUACACAUACUCUGAAAGCCUGAGAUGAUUUGUACGUCAUGUGAAAUACAUCGCCUGGUUAAAUAUUAUUACCGAGUGGCUGGCUGGCAGACUCAGUGAGGGGAAGUACAACUGUACGAACGGUGGAUUUUCCUGACAUGCCUUCAGUUUUCUCAACAUCUUUCUGAAUGUGGCUAAUCAGUUAAAACCGAAGGAAAACAGUGUGUGGAUUAAAUGUAAUACCUUCACAGUUUAGUACUGUACUUCUAAAGUGACGAUAAGGUCUUGUAUGUGAUUAGUUGAAUCUCUUAGUAGACUGGGAGAAGGUAAGUUAUUUUAAUGAUUUGGUAUUCUGAGAAUGGAAAUGUACUCACCGUGUCCAUCGCUAGGGUUUAUAUCACACCUGGUAUGGGGGGAAGCGUUGGCUCGCAUUAACUUGGUAGGCACUUUCCAUCGCCGUUUCUCAGUGACUCAGAUGUUCAUGUGAUGGUCAGACCCAAUAAAUCUUCCCUGCACUCAAGACUGCGCGGAGGUUUCGGCGAGGAUGCCAGGAACACGGAGCCACCGGGACAGCUCCUCGCCAAUAAGCUCUGAUCACUUGUGAUUGUGUUCUCGGAGUAGCCCGUGAACUGGUCGAAAGGACGAGCAGACAGCGAGGGAGUCCGGCUGAGCCUGCCAGACCUUCACUCUCAUGCACUUCAGUUGUGCUCCAUACAUUACACCGAGCCGGCGACGCGUUGCAGCCAACACCCCCGUUCAAACUGCAACCCGGCUGCGAAAAAGAGACUGGGGCUGCGACGGGUCGAUAAAGCUGCACAAACAUGUAUUUUCUGAGAUUUUGGUGCAGCAGAACUGACUGCGAGAAGCACUGAGCGCUUAAAACCAUGGACACGCUGGAGGUGAUCCUAUCUUGCUUUGUUGUAGUUUUGAUGGUCGUGUCGCUGCUUUCCAACGUCCUGGUGCUGAUCUGCUUCCUCUACAGCGCCGAGAUCCGAAAACAGGUCCCUGGGAUGUUUAUCAUCAACCUGACCCUCAGCAACUUGUUCAUGACGGUGCUGAACAUGCCGUUGACUUUGGUGGGGAUUAUCGGCAAGGGGCAGCCUGGAGUCGACACCGUCUGCCGAAUCGUGGGCUUCUUGGAGACUUUCCUGGUCACCAACUCCAUGCUGAGCAUGGCUGCUCUGAGUACUGACAGAUGGAUUGCCGUGGUUUUCCCUCUAAGUUACAACUCCAGGAUGCGUUACAAGGACGCUGCCAUCAUGCUGGUUUACACGUGGUUCCACUCCCUCUGCUUCCCCGUGGUGGCUGUCUUCCUCUCCUGGGUCGGAUACAACCACCUGUACGCUUCCUGCACUCUCAGCCAAACCACAACUGACGACCGGGUCCAGUUUGUGGUUUUCACCGUAGCUUUUCACAGCCUCAGUUUUCUCCUUUCGCUAGUAGUGCUGUGUUUCACCUAUCUGAAGGUGCUGAAAGUGGCGCGAUUUCACUGCAAGAGGAUAGAUGUCAUCACCAUGCAGACACUGGUGUUACUGGUGGACAUCCAUCCAAGUGUAAGGCAACGCUGCCUAGAAGAGCAGAAGCGACGAAGACAACGAGCAACAAAGAAGAUCAGUACUUUCAUCGGUACCUUUAUACUGUGCUUUGCACCUUAUGUAAUUACAAGGCUGGUGGAGUUAUCUGAGUCGAUACACAUCAAUCCAUACUGGGGAAUUCUUUCCAAAUGCCUGGCUUACAGCAAGGCUGUUUCAGACCCCUUUGUAUACUCCUUGCUGCGACAUCAGUACAAGAAGACAUGGAUGGACAUUAUUAAUAGAUUGCUGAAAAGAAGCUCCUUAAACUCCUCUGCAAUAACAGGUGAAACACCGAACAGUAAAUUUGUACAAACAGAUGAAUGAAAUAAAUUUCAUGACAAGAACAGUGCAACAGACAUGUGUAUU
This is a messenger RNA of Leucoraja erinaceus (little skate), 3541 nucleotides long. RefSeq names its product G protein-coupled receptor 26 (gene gpr26). Lineage: Eukaryota; Metazoa; Chordata; Chondrichthyes; Rajiformes; Rajidae. The record is from RefSeq and is a predicted model, not a curated record. The transcript is spliced from 3 exons. Gene Ontology annotation, cellular component: membrane. The coding region runs from base 2486 to 3499 and encodes 337 amino acids. Gene Ontology annotation, molecular function: G protein-coupled receptor activity. Gene Ontology annotation, biological process: adenylate cyclase-activating G protein-coupled receptor signaling pathway.